Molecule: messenger RNA, 505 nt
Organism: Homarus americanus (American lobster)
Lineage: Eukaryota; Metazoa; Arthropoda; Malacostraca; Decapoda; Nephropidae
Source: RefSeq, a predicted model, not a curated record
GCCAACGUUUGUGGAGGCUGGAGGUCGGGUUUCAUGGCUAGGCUUCAGCCAUCCACUAGGCACACUCCAUGCCCUCCAUGUGGAGUAUGAGAAAGACCAUGGUUUCCUGCACGCCCUCAUCUUCAGGUUCUCUGAGCCCACCCUUUAUGUGGAGUCCUUUGAGGUUGAACAGCUGUCUACUGGUUUAGUGGACCGGUUUCCCUUUUGUGCGGGCCAGAUGUCGGCUGGUGGCAGCUACACCCUCUUCCCAGAUGCUCCGUGUCCCAUCCUUCACUUACCAAAGUCUACUCCAUGAUUCUGACCGAAUGUACUGACUUGAGUACAAGAGAUUGUGUGGUGAUAUCUGCUAGAAACUUAAGUGUCAUGAUUCAUUGUAGUGAUCAGUAUAUUUCAGUCAUAAAGCACCUUUAGUGUUCUUAUUUCAGUGUGGCUGCUGCAAUGUACAGUACAGUAGUUACUUUUAUUGUAUUUAUUGCCAUUGGACAUAAAAACUGACUUGACUUGA